Messenger RNA from Iphiclides podalirius (scarce swallowtail), 345 nucleotides. NCBI's taxonomy places the organism in Eukaryota, Metazoa, Arthropoda, Insecta, Lepidoptera, Papilionidae. The record is from the annotation of a GenBank genome assembly.
AUGAGGCAUCAGCUGGAGAACAUAUCUAUGUCCUCUCAGAAUACGGAGGGCAGCCUGGACGUCGACGAUCACGUGAUGUACGCGUGGACGCCCAGAGACGGAUUCUCCACCAUUUCGCACUGUCAGUAUAAUGGGGAGUGGCCCUCCGAAACUCACCGACCGAACGAAUCGCGACAGCACGGCUACCACUUGACGCUGGUUUCCAGUGAGGAAAUGGUUCUUCCCUGGGCGUACCGGCAAAAUGGCACUACACAAAUAGCUCGGUUAACUGGUGGAAUUAUCUCUAUCACAAGAUCAUCUCACCGCGGGCGAUGGGGUCGCCUCGUCCCGACGCUGCGCCUUAAU